Ahaetulla prasina is the source of this 8107-nucleotide messenger RNA. It is a transcript of the gene ADCY9, whose product is annotated as adenylate cyclase 9. The transcript has 10 exons. Gene Ontology annotation, biological process: cyclic nucleotide biosynthetic process; adenylate cyclase-activating G protein-coupled receptor signaling pathway; intracellular signal transduction. The annotation marks the transcript as partial. The record is from RefSeq and is a predicted model, not a curated record. NCBI's taxonomy places the organism in Eukaryota, Metazoa, Chordata, Lepidosauria, Squamata, Colubridae. Gene Ontology annotation, molecular function: adenylate cyclase activity.
GCGGCGCCGGGUGAGGCGAGGAGAGGCGGGCGUGGCCAUGGCGGCGGCCGCCGGCUCCCCGCCGCCUCCGCCGCGUGGCACCGAGGUGAGCGUGGCCGGGGCGGCGGGCGCGUGGCGGUGCGGCUGCAGGCGGCGGCGGGGCGGGGGCGGGGGCGCGCGCGGGCGGCGCUGGGGCCGGGGCUGGGGCUGGGGCUGGGGGCCGGGCGGGCGCCGCAGCUCUUCGAGCGCGCCUCGUCGCGCUGGUGGGACCCGCGCUUCGACUCGAGCAACCUGGAGCAGGCCUGCCGCGAGCGCCGCUUCCCGCAGACGCGGCGCCGGCUCCGCUACGCGCUCUGCUACCUGGGCGCGGCGGCGCUGCUGUGGGGCGCCUACCUGGGCUGGGGGCGGGGCGGCGGGGCGGCGGCGGCGGGAGUGGCGCUGGCUUUCCUGGCCGCCUGCCUGGGCGCGCUGCUCUUCACCUUCACGCGCGCGUACGGCCGCCACCCGGCCGGGUCGUCGCUGGCGCUGGCGCUGCUGGUGCUGGCCCUCCCGCUGGCCACGCAGCUGCCGCAGGCGCCCGGGCCCGGGGCGGGGGGCAACGGGAGCGCGGACGCCGCGCCCUCGCCCUGCCUGUCCCCGGUGGGCAGCUUCUCGCUGUGCGUGGCGGCGCUGCUGCUGCUCUACGCCGUGCCGCACCUGCCGCUCUACCUGAGCCUGCUGCUGGGGCUGGGCGGCUCGGCGGUCUUCGAGGCGCUGGGCUACGGCUUCCGCGACGAGCGCUGCUUCGCGCGCCCGCCGGGCCAGCGGCUGGCUCCCUGGGAGCUGCUGGGCAAGGCCCUGCUGCACCUGUGCAUCCACGCCACCGGCGUGCACCUCUUCAUCAUGUCGGAGGUGCGGUCCAGGAGCACCUUCCUCAAGGUGGGGCAGUCCAUCAUGCACGGGAAAGACCUGGAGGUGGAGAAGGCCCUGAAGGAGCGCAUGAUCCACUCGGUCAUGCCCAGGAUCAUCGCUGACGACCUGAUGAAGCAGGGGGACGAGGACAGCGAGAACUCCUCCGUCAAGCGCCAUUCCGCCUCCAGCCCCAAAAGCAAGAAGAAGAAACCAUCCAUUCAGAAAACCCCCAUUGUCUUUCGCCCCUUCAAGAUGCAGCAGAUAGAACAAGUCAGUAUUCUGUUUGCCGAUAUUGUAGGCUUUACCAAAAUGAGUGCUAACAAAUCUGCGCAUGCCCUAGUGGGGCUUUUGAAUGACCUCUUUGGCCGCUUUGAUCGCCUCUGCGAGGACACCAAGUGUGAGAAGAUAAGCACUUUGGGGGACUGCUACUACUGUGUGGCGGGGUGUCCCGAGCCCCGAGUGGAUCAUGCUUACUGCUGCAUCGAGAUGGGCUUGGGCAUGAUCAAAGCCAUUGAGCAGUUUUGCCAAGAGAAGAAAGAAAUGGUGAAUAUGAGGGUUGGCGUGCACACCGGGACGGUCCUUUGUGGCAUUCUGGGAAUGAGGAGAUUUAAGUUUGAUGUCUGGUCCAAUGAUGUCAAUUUAGCUAACUUAAUGGAACAACUGGGCGUCGCUGGGAAGGUCCAUAUUUCAGAGGCUACUGCAAAAUACUUGGAUGAUCGCUACGAAAUGGAGGAUGGAAAGGUGAUGGAGCGCGUGGGCCAGAGCGUGGUGGCGGACCAGCUGAAAGGUUUGAAAACAUACUUGAUCUCUGGCUUGAAAAAGAAGGAAACCCAUUGCAGCUGCUCGGAGAUGCUCCUCCUUCCAGGUCUAGAAGCAGGAGAUGGAAGCAGGUCACAGGGAGCUUCAUCGGAGAAUGUGGAUGAUUUAGCAAAAACAUUCAAGUACUUAGAAAAAAAUAAGAUCUGCCAUUCAUGCAGUGUUACUUUUUCCCCUGGCUGUGCUGUGAGUGCAGAGGAAGGAGCGAUUCAAAAUGGAUGCCAGGAGGACCAUAAGACCAGCACAAAGAGUCCCGGGGGAGGCAGCCCAAAGUCUCGGAAUGGACUUCUAAGUCCCCCACAAGAGGAGAAACUGAGCAGCAGCCAAACGUCUCUUUAUGAAAUGUUGCAAGAGAAGGGAAGAUGGGUUGGAGCAAGCUUGGAUCAUUCAGCUCUUCUGCCAUUGCGGUUCAAAAAUAUCAGAGAAAAAACAGAUGCUCACUUUGUUGAUGUCAUUAAAGAAGACAGCUUGAUGAAAGACUAUUUUUUUAAGCCACCCAUUAACAAGUUGAGCCUGAACUUCCUUGAACAUGAUUUGGAGAUGGCCUACCGGAGAAGCUACCAAGAAGAGGUCAUUAGAAGAGUCCCCGUGAAGACCUUCGCCAGCGCUACUUUCAGCUCCCUCCUGGAUGUGUGCCUAUCCGCCAUUGUCUUCCUCAUCCUCUCCAUCGCUUGCUUCCUGAAACAUGGGCUGGUGGCCUCUCCUCCCCCUCCUGCAGCCGUGGCUGUGGCAGUAGUGGCCAUCCUGCUUGAGGUGGUCUCUCUUACCGUCUCCAUCAGGAUGGCUUUCUUUCUGGAGGACAUGAUGAUCUGCACCAAGCGACUCUUGGAAGUGAUUGCUGGGUGGCUGCCCCGACACUUCAUUGGAGCCGUUUUGAUCUCCCUGCCUGCUCUUGCAGUCUUCUCACACUUCACCUCCGAGUUUGGAACCAACCUCUAUUCUACCAUGUUUAUGUGUUCUGCAGUUCUCAUCACAAUAGUCCAGUACUGUAACUUUUGUCAGCUCAGCUCCUGGAUGAGAUCCUCUUUGGCUACCCUUGUUGGAGGGGUCCUCCUCCUCCUCCUGUACGUGUCCCGGUGUUCUGACAGCGUCUUGGAGGAUUCAAAUCUUGUUUCACUGAGGAACCUAAGCUUCAUAGAGAAUGCCUGCAACAGUUCUGCAUCGGAGGAUUUCAGUAGGCCGGCAGAUCUGAUUGGCCUGGAAGUGGUUUUGGGCCUCUUCCUUCUCCUUGUCUUAGUUUGGUUCUUAAAUCGGGAGUUUGAGGUGAGUUACCGUCUCCAUUAUCACGGAGAUGUGGAAGCUGAUCUUCACCGUACCAAGAUUCAAAGCAUGAGGGACCAGGCAGACUGGCUCCUGCGGAACAUCAUUCCCUACCACGUGGCCGAGCAACUGAAAGUGUCCCAAAGCUAUUCCAAAAACCACGACAGCGGGGGGGUGAUCUUCGCCAGCAUUGUGAACUUCAGUGAGUUCUACGAGGAGAAUUACGAAGGAGGCAAGGAAUGUUACCGCGUCCUGAAUGAACUGAUUGGAGACUUUGAUGAGCUGCUAAGCAAGCCCGAUUACAGCAACAUUGAGAAAAUCAAAACCAUCGGGGCCACCUACAUGGCUGCCUCUGGGCUGAACGCUUCCCAGUGCCAGGACAGCAGUAACCCUCAUGCCCAUCUGCAGACGCUCUUUGAAUUUGCCAAAGAAAUGAUGCGUGUGGUGGAUGACUUUAACAACAACAUGCUGUGGUUUAAUUUUAAGCUGAGGAUCGGCUUUAACCACGGCCCCCUGACAGCUGGGGUCAUCGGCACCACCAAGCUCUUAUAUGACAUCUGGGGGGACACUGUGAACAUAGCAAGCAGGAUGGACACCACGGGAGUCGAGUGCCGGAUCCAGGUGAGUGAGGAGAGUUACCGCAUUCUUCACAAAAUGGGCUAUGACUUUGAUUACCGUGGGACAGUCAACGUGAAGGGCAAAGGCCAGAUGAAGACUUUCCUCUAUCCCAAAUGCAUGGACAGUGGGGUGGUGCCCCACCAUCAGUUGUCUAUCUCUCCAGAUAUUCGGGUUCAAGUGGAUGGCAGCAUUGGGCGGUCUCCAACUGAUGAGAUCACCAACUUGGUGCCUUCUGUACAGAACUUGGACAAGAUGCCUCCCGACAUAGAGCUCAAAGAUUUGCUUCCCCGCUUCAAGAAGUUUCCCAAAGAAUUGGUUAAAUUAGACAGUCGCCCUCAGUUUGGUGCAGCUGGUGAGAAGGGUGUUUGUGAGGAGGCUGGGCCAGGGGAGGCCAACGAACUGACCAAACUGAACAGCUCCCGGAGUGUGUGAUGCCCACUGAUUCUUCUCAGCGAGAAAUCUGAGCCCUCUCCAACCGGCCUUUUCUCUUGUACAGAGGGCUAACAGGAAGUGGCACAGCCUGGCUCAGUUGUUACCCGUUUCUUUGGGCAUCUGAAUUGGAGAGGAUCGUAGCCAUGCCGGGCUCUGGCCCCUCUUUUUCACUUCCCUUGAAAUGUUUAUUUUUUCCUGAGAGGAGACAUCAAGUGCCUUCAGACAGACUCUGCCGGACUGAGGAGGAGCAGUAUAGAUUGGGGAUUGGAACACAUUUAAAGGACAAGUUGUGGUUACUUCAUUUUUGUUUCUCAUCAACAGCUUCCUUUGCACCACCAAGCAGAGUGAAUAAAUAGGUGUGUGAGUGUUUACACUCACAUUUUAUAUGUAAACACAGACAAUUGCAUGUUUGCCUACCUUCUGUGAUCGACACUAAGAACUGCUCAAAGGAGAUACUGGGGGCCGGUAGGAAUGGUCAUCUUGGAACAUGGAGGAAUGAGAAGAUUUCAUUUGGAGUUCAGCUCUUACUAAAGAAGCAGCUGAGCUGUUGUUUGCCAAAAUCAGAUUAAAGUGCCAUUGUGCUUUCUGGAACACUGGACUUGCCGUUUUCCGGCAGAUCAGAAGGGGGCAUGUAGUGUACAGCCCAGCCAGUUGGGUGUGCUGGUGCCGCCGGUUUUGGCCCUGAUGGUUCCACAUUUUACCUUUGCCACUAUAGGGGGCAGGUAGUAAGGCCUGACUUGGGCCUGCCCCGCUUUAUUUUCUGCUUCGGGGGCCCUGCUGGCAUAAUCCCACGUCAGUUUACCUGUCCACAUGCAGGAGCCAGGCUGUCCCUCAGCAGAAUUGGCCCCAAAGGGGAUGAUAAUACCUCCAGUGGCAUCUGGAGUUAUGACUCUGUGUCACAAGAUGUCAAAACAAGUGGGAGUAAAAUAAGCCCUCAGCCAUGUAGCUUUUGGCUGAGGAAAUGAUUCACUCUUUUAUUUGGCACAAUGUUUUUAUUCCAGUAUACUCUAGGGAAAUAUUGGUCCACCUAAAUAAAGAAAAAGAAAUCCAAUCAUAAAUCUGUACUAUUAAUAUACAAAAAUGAAUAGGGAGUUACCUACUUUUUCCCCCAAACUCAAAUAACCUGAAAAUCAAAAUACUUUAGGAUUAGACAAACUUGGGCUACUUUAAAAGUAUAAAGUUUUAAUGUAUCAUAGAACUCUCUUUUGGCACUUUUUCACCACCAGAAUUGAUGAAGCCUGAAGAUGACACUGUUCCCUCUUUUUGUGGGUCAGCUAACUCUGUUAAAACUAGAGUAUAGGCUUUUCCCCACCAAUUAUGGAAUGCACCCCAAGAAUUUGUGGCCCAAGGAGCUUUUCUGUACCUCAUUCUUUCUUUGAAUCUACCAUCACAGCUGUGCCAAACAGCACUACAGUGCGCAAGCCCUUUUUCCAGCAUGGGCUGAAGGCGCAGCAACGCAGCUGCCCUCCAUGCUUUUCAGGGAGGAAAACAGGGCUGUGUGCUUCGCAAAGCGCAAUUACAAAGGCAACCUUUUUUUCUGCCUAGCAUACUGUCGUUACAUUCCUAAACACCAGGAUUGGGAAUUACCAGCGACUUACGUGAUAGGUUGUAGGAGUAGGCUGCACUCAUUUGGAUGCAUCUUGCCUCCCUUUCAGUCGAGCUUCCAGAAAAAUCAGUUCAAUUUAUAUUCCCUAUAAAUGAAUCAUCUGAAUCCUAGUUUCUGUUUGAACUGCUGUUUUCCCUAUGCUAAGUGGAUCAUGCUUAAUGCCAAGCCUCAGCAGGCAGACAGCCACUGGAAAGAACUUUUUUGGGUGGUGGCAUUUUGCUUCAGGAUCAAAAAUAACCAGCAGUGCUAAACCAGCUACAGUCCUUUGAUUUCUUCCUGGUUCGGCUCUCAAUAUGGAGUAUUGCCCAUUGCCUUGGAUUUCCUGCCAAAAGGGACCUGCAGAGUUAAAUUCAGCCUUUUCAGAUAAGAGCAGUAGCAUUGUCUGGAUUGCUGCUGAGAGUUUAUUUGACUUACUUCAGUUCCCAGACACCGAUGAUCUUGGAGAGGGAAAGAGCUUGGCCAUUUUAUGGUGCUAAGGUCUGUUGUGUUCAGUCAGCAAAGUAACCUGAAAAGUGUAAAUUCCACAACCUCCUCUUGAAGAAUGCAGCAUGCUACCUUGAAGCUUUUAUCCAUGGCAAACAGGGUAACUUGCUGGCCUAAGUCAUCUUGGAUCCCAGAAAGUGUUUCUUGCUGUGACCAAGGUUAGUGGGGUAUUCCAGUCCUUUCCCUGUCAGAAAGGUCCAGAAGACAAGUUAAACUGGCUUCCACGGACAGUUUUUAUUUUAAAAGCUGUUCAUGUUGCCACUAUCCGCAGAUAAUUAGAUGGAAAGGGUUCCUUGGGAAAAUGGAAUAACUGUUGAGCAUUUCAAACAUAGCAAAACAGCAACAAAAGUUCUGAAAGAAGACAGGUUGUGGGUCCAUCAUGGUAAUUCAGAAGUUUUGGGUAAGUGCUUUAUUAAAUGCGUAUGUAAAUAAUACGACUCCAAUACUGUGCAGUGUCCUGUAUUUUGCUUUGGAAUAUUCUGAGAUGAGAGAACGACAAUAUAGUUGGAAAUUGCAGGCUGAUAGAAAUACACUGAUGGACUAACAAGCAGCAAAUUCCUGAAGGGUAGGAGGGUGGGAUGGCAAGAGCAGCCAAGGUCUGGUGCCUUUUUGUAAGGAAACUCCUCACAGUUUAACUGAGGCUGUACUAUAAAGAAGCUUAAGGAGACAUCAGGGCUUGAUGUGGAAAGAGAGACGGGAGACUUUUGUACAGAAGAGGGCUAGGAAGGAGCUCUGCCUUGCUUUGCUGAAAGUGGGUUUCAUUAAAAUUCUUGGCACUUACUGAAGCUAGAUUCAGUCAAAUCAAGAAAGUAAGUGCCUGUUUGGGAGUGGAUCAAGUCUGCAUCCUCCUCUGCUGACUAAUCUCUUGAUCAAAGCAAAGACUUUGACUUCCACAGCAAGCAGUUUCCUCCUUGCCUGUCACCUGGGACUUUCUGGUUUGCUCCCUAGUAAAUUCUGGCAGGAAUAAUAGUUUCUCCUUUUUCUCCAUAACUUGCAUUUCCUACAGAGCAUCUGCUAGUACUGAAAUGUGCAGGGAUCACAAUGGUGCCAGUGGGGCACUGUUCCCAUUUUACAGAAACAAUACCUCUAGAAGAGACCACGGGACUGCUGACCUCUGUGAAAAGCUCCCGAGCACUGGAGAAUUUGAGGGCUGCCCAAACGUAUGUUGGUUCUUCACUGCUGUUGCCUCAUCUGUGUUGCUGAUCCACAUAGCAGGGGGGUUUGAGUAUCUGCUCUCCUAGAUCUUAGAAGCAAGAUACACCAGAUCAUCUGAAUCUGGACAGGAACAUGUUAUGUCUGAUGUAGGAGUUUUCUGGGGCUAUUCUCAUCUUGGCAAUAGGCCCUGGAAGAUGCAUUUUGUCCUGGGAAAUAGGAAGUGGUGUACCUCCUCUGCCUUAAGUCUGGGCUAUGCAACACCCUUGUCUGUCCUCAGUGUGCACAGGAAUGGAUCCUUUGACACUGUUGCCUCAUGUGCUGAAAUAUUAGUGGAAGAGCGAGAGAUAAGCAAUGAAACUUGAAGCCCCUUCAUUGGCUUGAAAUGUGUCUGUGCUCAUACCAUGUGCCUACAUACAAUGAAUUGGACUGGUGUACUCGGGCCAAUUUCUUGGGUAAACAUGAUAUUACUUUAUUAACUAAUCUUCAGCUGGUUUGCAGGGUACAUGAGGCUCAAUAGUGUCAUAUGAACGCAUCAGGGUUGUUGGGCUUCCCUUGAGCCAGGCUUUCCGAGGGAAGGUUCCUGAGCAACUGGGCUGGCUUUUAAAAUCCAUUCCUUGGCAUGCCCUUAACUCCUCUCAAGCCACUCCUCUGCUGGGGUGGCCCAGAGGUCGUAGAGGUUGACUGACUGCUGGAAGUGGGGAGAGUAUUGCCAGAGGUGGGAUGUAAAUAGCCGCUGAGAAUAGGCCUGACUGGCACCUGACAGCAAAGGUGAAAUGCUGCAAGGUGAAUGGGGAAGAACGGUAGAAACCUUUCUUUGUUACUUAGGCAAUGUAAUCAAUUCUCUAUUAAACUCUUUUCUGUAUUGGA